This is a messenger RNA of Morus notabilis, 778 nucleotides long. Its product is annotated as sarcoplasmic reticulum histidine-rich calcium-binding protein. Gene Ontology annotation, biological process: regulation of DNA endoreduplication. The transcript has a single exon. NCBI's taxonomy places the organism in Eukaryota, Viridiplantae, Streptophyta, Magnoliopsida, Rosales, Moraceae. Bases 69 to 719 code for a protein of 216 amino acids. The record is from RefSeq and is a predicted model, not a curated record.
UAUUAUCAUAGCCUUGGUCUUGUUGUUUUUUAUUUUAUUUUUCAUAUAUUAGAAAGUAUAUUCCUUUGAUGAACUCCUCAGAAUUCCACCAAAUUCCCAUCCUAAACAAUAUGUCCAAUUCAGAUCUGUUAUACGUCCAAGAUGAUCAUGAUGACGAUGAUGAUCAAAACGUCCCUUUGAGUUUUCUACACGAGUGUCGCGCCUCCCCGUCAGAUCGUGAAGAUGAUAAUUCUGAUUUUCGCCAUGAUCAGGAGUUUGAUGUCGAUCAAGAUGAUCAUGAUCAGGUAUAUGGUCAGCGUGAGGAACAAGAUUCUGAUGAUGAUGGUCAACAAGAAACUAUGAACAAAGAUCAAGCCAAGAUCAAGAAAGAAGAAAAAGAAGAAGUACUAGUUCUAAUUACUGAUCAUGGUGAGGAAAGUACUCGCAAAACAGCGUCAUCUUCUUUAAGAGAAUCGGAUGUCAAGGUGGAAGACGACGAAGACGACGGGUUCAAAACUCCGACGUCUUUGGAUCACAAAAUUCCUGUGAUACAGCAGUGUCCUUCGGCUCCGCGAAAACCUAAAGUUUCUUUUAAAAGAAAAGCAGCACCUCCGUCGAGUCGUACUGCUCGUAGAAGCCUGCAGCUUAAUUUUUCGGAACAAAUUGAGUCGAUGUUUCCCGAUUUGCAGUGCCUCCACAAGAGCAAGAAAGCUCGACGAGCUGAUCAUCAAGCUGAGUAAAUUUAAUUAUCUCUAUACAAUUUCAUAUAAUUUGUUGGAUUAAUUAACUACUAGCUAGU